ACAAAGCCGGACGUUACCAGCAGGUAUUUGAACGCAUCACAAGUGCAUUUCUCGCACCUACUGACAAUUCCAAGGAAGAAAAUGCCGAAAACUUCUAGUAUGACAACAACGCUGUCAGCUGUGAACCAAAGCAGAUGACAUUCCGAGAUAGCCAUACCUGCUCUAGAUGCUCUCAUGUGCAUUCAUGGACUCUCGUAAUAAUUUCUAUGAAACUGACAGUUUCUCAUUGUAAACUAAUCUAACUGAUAAGAAGCUGCAGGAAACUUCAAGCAUGUUUCACCUAAUUAAGAAAGACAAGGAGAAGGAGAAGGACCUGGGCAAGAAGGAGAAGAAAGACAAGAAGGACAAGAAGGAACGUAUGUCCCAGGCAGAGCUGAAGAGCCUGGAGGAGAUGAGCAUACGUAGAGGCUUCUUCAACAUAAAUCGAGGGAGCUCAAAGAGAGACUCUAGGAACAAGCUAGAGAUCUCGAGCCCUAUUCCAAUUAAGGUGGCCAGCAAUGCGGAGCUUUGUCUCACAGACCUGGAGGCCGAGCACCUUCCCAACGCCGUGGAGCAGAAUGUGGGCCAAAUGAGUGCAAGCACCUCCGGUGAAGACGUGAAGGGAAAUGAACUGGAGGUCCACCGCAGCUCUGUGAAGGAGAGAGCAGCUAAGUUUGGGGAGCUGGCCAAGUUGAAUUCCAUAGCAGGCCAGAGGAAAGUAAGUUUUUCCCAGAGCAGCAAAGAAGGCAAUGCUUUGGAGGCUUCCAAUCCUUCUGGGCACAUCUGGACUUCUUCAAAGGCCCACCCCAACCCCAAAGGCAGGAUCAUGGUUCACAUUCCCGAGAUGGUGGAGAAGACCUACCCUGGAGCAGACCUGCAGUUGCCUGUGAUUGUUGCUCCGCCGAUCCCAGAUCCAAGAGAGCUGGAGGUACAGCGGCGCAACACUGGAGAUUUUGGCUUCUCUUUGCGUAGGACCACCAUGAUCGACAGGCAGCCUGACGGAGGAGUGUGCCGGCGCGUGGUGCAUUUUGCCGAACCGGGGGCUGGGAGCAAGGACCGGGCUGUGGGCCUGGUGCCAGGAGACAGGCUGGUGGAAAUCAAUGGGAUCAACGUGGAGAACAAAAACAGGGAUGAAAUCGUGGAGAUGAUCCGUCAGUCUGGAGAGUCAGUGCGGUUGAAAGUGCAGCCGAUCUUGGAGCUGAGUGAGCUGAACCGCUGUUGGCUGAGGAGCACUCAAGGCCUGCACAAAGACGCCUUUGAUUCCAAGGUUGCCGAAGACCCUGUGGCGUUCCUUCAGGCAGCGCAUUCAGCUGCAGCCAAGGGAAAGACUGAGGAGCAGAUAGCAGCAGAGAGAGUCUGGUAUAAUACGGAAAAAGUAUGGCUUGUUCACAAGGAUGGAUUUUCCUUGGCGACUCUCCUGAAGACACAGACAGGCAGCCUGCCAGAGGGGAAGGUGAAAAUCCGCCUGGAGAGUGAUGGAUCUUUAUUGGAUGUGGAUGAAGAUGAUGUGGAGAAGGCAAACCCUCCCUUGUUUGACCGACUGGAGGACCUGGCCUCGCUGCAGUAUCUGAAUGAGUCGAGCGUGAUGCACUCUCUGCGGCAGCGCUAUGGCAGUAACCUGGUGCACACCCACGCUGGGCCCAACAUGGUGGUCAUUAACCCCAUUAGUGCUCCCUCAAUGUAUUCUGAGAAGGUGAUGCAAAUGUUCAAGGGCUGCAGAAGGGAGGAUGCUGCCCCUCACAUUUACAGCAUGGCACAAGCUGCCUAUAGAAACCUUCUGACCACUCGCCAGGAUCAAUCCAUUGUCUUGCUGGGCAAGAGUGGAAGUGGCAAAACCACCAACUGCCAACACAUUAUCCAGUAUCUGAUAACCAUCGCUGGAAGCACCAACAAAACCUUCUCUACGGAGAAAUGGCAGGCUGUCUAUUCGGUUUUGGAGGCUUUUGGAAAUGCCUCCACCUGUAUGAAUGGGAAUGCUAGUCGCUUCUCGCAUAUUGUUUCACUGGACUUCGACCAGGCGGGCCUGGUGACCUCAGCCUCUAUCCAGACCAUGCUCCUAGAGAAGAUGAGAGUGACAAGAAGACCAGAGGGGGAGUCCACUUUUAAUGUCUUUUACUACCUGAUGGCUGGAGUAGAUAGCUCUCUUAGAACUGAGCUGCACCUCAAUCACUUCGCAGAAAACAAUGCAUUUGGAAUCACAGCACAGACUAAGACAGAGGAUAAGCAGCGGGCCUCCCAGCAGUUUUCCAAGCUGCAAGCAGCCAUGAAGGUUCUGGGAAUCAGUGCUGAUGAGCAAAGGGCCCUCUGGCUUGUCCUUGGGGCCAUCUACCAUCUUGGGGCUGCAGGAGCAACCAAGGCUGGCAGGAAACAAUUUGCACGUCAUGAGUGGGCCCAGAAGGCAGCAUACCUGCUGGGCUGCACCCUGGAGGAGCUCUCCUCCUCCAUCUUCAAGCACCAGGCCAAGGGCACCCUGCCCAGAGCCAGCACCAUCCGCCAGGCUCCUGACGAAAAUGGCACGGCAGAUGCAGGAUCCAAAGCUACAGCCAUGGAGUGUUUAGAGGCUAUGGCAUCUGGGCUUUACUCUGAAAUCUUCACUAUCCUCAUUUCUCUAAUAAACCGGGCCUUGAAAUCCAGCCAGCACUCCCUGUGCUCGCUGCUCAUAGUGGACACACCAGGCUUUCAAAACCCCAGGCUGGCGAAGCGCGAGUGCGGCGCGACCUUUGAGGACCUUUGCCACAACUACACUCAAGAACGUCUGCAGACUCUCUUCUACCAGCGUACCUUUGUUCAGGAGCUGGAGAGAUACAAAGAGGAGAACAUCGAGCUUUCUUUAGACGACACAGACCCGAGCACAUCUCUGUCUGUAGCAGUGGUAGACCAGGCCUCGAGCCAAGCACUGGUCCGGACAGUUCGAACAGAUGAGGCCCGAGGCCUGCUGUGGCUGAUGGAAGAGGAGGCGCUACAGCCUGCAGGAUCAGAGGAAACACUGUUGGGACGUCUCUUUAGCUACUAUGGACCCGCUGAGGGCGAGAGUAAAGGUCACACUUUCCUGUUAAAGAGUGAAAAAGAGAAUCAUUUCCUGCUUGGCCAUGGUCAUGGGACUGACUGGGUGGAAUAUGAUGUCCGCGGGUGGCUGAACUACGCCAAGCAGAAUCCUGCCUCCACCAACGCUGCAAGCCUCCUGCAGGACUCCCAGAAGAAGAUCAUCAGCUCACUGUUCAUGAGCCGAGCAGGUGGAGCCACUGUUUUGUCGGGUUCCAUCGCAGGCCUUGAAGGUGUUUCCCAGCUGUCUUUGCGGCGAGCUACUAGUAUGAGAAAGACUUUCACCACAGGGGUGGCUGCUAUCAAGAAGAAGUCCUUAUGCAUCCAGAUCAAGCUUCAAGUGGAUGCUCUCCUCGACAUGGUGCGGAGAUCCAGGAUUCAAUUUGUUCACUGCAUACUGCCAGGCGGAUGCCCUGAAGGCUCUGAGUGGAUCCCUGUUCAAAGGAGGGGAAUGUGAGGCUCAAGGGGAGAGUGGAGAUCCGGCUUAAUGCAGCUAGAUGUAGCACUGCUCCGUGCUCAGAUACGUGGAUCCAAGCUGCUCGAUGCUCUACGGAUCUACAGGCAAGGCUACCCUGAUCACAUGGUGUUCUCUGAGUUUCGGCGGCGCUUCGAUGUGCUGGCACCGCACCUCACCAAGAAGCACGGGAGGAAUUACAUCGUGAAGGACGAGCAGAGAGCUGUGGAAGCUUUGGAGUCCUUGGAUUUGGAGAAAAGCAGCUACCACAUGGGUCUGAGCAGGUUGUUCUUCAGAGCCGGCACCUUGGCUAAGCUGGAGGAGCAGAGGGAUGAGCAGACCAAGCGCAAUCUAACCUUGUUCCAAGCUGCCUGUAGAGGUUACCUGGCUCGACAAGCCUUCAAGAAAAGAAAGAUUCAGGAUCUGGCAAUCCGGUGCAUCCAGAAAAACAUUAAGAAGAACCGCGGUGUGAAGGACUGGCCAUGGUGGAAGGUCUUCACCACAGUGCAGCCCCUCAUUAAAGUCCAGCUAACGGAGGAUCAAAUGCGCAGCAAAGACGAGGAGAUACAACUGCAGAAAGUGAAGCUCGAGAGGGUGGAGAAAGAGCGCAAUGAGCUGAGACUGAACACGGAUCGAUUGGAGAGCAAGAUUGCUGAGUUGUUGGCAGAACUUGCUGAUGAGAGAAGCACUAGUGAGUCAGCAUCCCAGUUGCUGGAAACUGAGACCUCAGAGAGACUGCGCCUGGAGAAGGACAUGAAGGAUCUACAGGUGAAGUUUGACGCCAUGAAGAAGCAGUUAGAAUCACAGGAGAUGGAGGUGAUGGAAGCGCGGCUCAUGAAAUCGUCAGAGCUCAACGGGGAGAUGGAUGAUGAUGAUGAUGCUGGAGGCGAGUGGCGGAUAAAAUACAAUCGAGCCAUUCGUGAAAUGGAAUUCACCAAAAAGAAACUCCAGCAGGAGUUUGAUGACAAGCUUGAGACAGAGCAGCAAAGCAAAAGACAACUUGAGAGAAAGCUGACUGAUUUGCAGACAGAUAAUGAGGAUGUGCAGCGCUCUGUGCAGCAGCUGAAGAAGAAGUGCCAGAAACUGACUGCCGAGCUGCAGGACACCAAGCUUCAUCUGGAGGGCCUACAGAGCCGCAACCACGAUCUGGAGAAGAAACAGAGAAAGUUUGACCUGGAGCAGAACCAGGCUCAGGCUGAGGUACAAAGAGAGAGGAGCCAGAGGGAGAAGCUGGCUCGAGAGAAAGACAUAAUGACUGGUGAGAUGUUUAACCUCCGCCAGCAGCUGCAGGACAAGGACACCGAAUUGUGCGCCGUAAAUGUAAAGGUGCAGCAGCUGGAGGCAGAGCUACAGGAUCUGUCGUCCCAGGAGUCCAAGGAUGAGGCCUCGCUGGCCAAGGUCAAGAAGCAGCUUCGUGACCUCGAAGCCAAGGUGAAAGACCAGGAGGAGGAGCUGGACGAACAGGCUGGAACCAUCCAAAUGCUGGAGCAGGCCAAACUGCGCCUUGAGAUGGAGAUGGAGAGGCAGAGGCAGACCCACUCUAAAGACGUUGAGAGCAGGAAUGAAGAGGUAGAAGAGAUCAGGCGGUCCUGCAGUAAGAAGCUGAAGCAGAUGGAGGUGCAGCUGGAGGAGGAGUACGAAGACAAGCAGAAGGUGUUGCGUGAGAGAAGAGAUCUGGAGUCCAAACUGCUGAAUGCCCAGGACCAGGUGAGCCAGAGGGAUGUGGAGACAGAGAAGAGGCUGAAGAAAGACUUGAAGAGAACCAAAGUCCUCCUGGCCGACGCACAGAUUAUGUUGGACCACCUGAAGAGUAAUGCCCCGAGCAAAAGGGAGAUUGCCCAGCUCAAAAAUCAACUGGAGGAGUCGGAGUUCACCUGUGCAGCAGCAGUGAAGGCUCGAAAGGGCAUGGAGAUUGAAAUAGAGGACUUGCAUAUCCAAAUGGAGGAUGUGGCCAAAACAAAGAUGUCGUUGGACGAGCAAGUCAGCCGGCUGCAGAGAGAGAAGAACGACCUGCAGUCCCGCAUGGAGGAGGAUCAGGAGGACCUGAAUGAGCUGAUGAAGAAACACAAGGCUGCUGUUGCCCAGUCUGCCAGGGACUUGAGCCAGAUCAGUGACCUGCAGGCCCAGCUGGAAGAAGCCACAAAAGAGAAGCAGGAGAUCCAAGAAAAGCUUCAUUCGCUGCAGAGCCAGUUAGAGUUCCAGGAACAGUCCAUGGUGGAGAAGUCGCUUGUGAGCCGUCAGGAGGCCAAGAUCCGUGAGCUGGAGACCAAGCUGGAGUAUGAGAGGACGCAGAUCAAGCGCUUGGAGAGUCUGGUGGGUCGUCUGAAGGAGAACCUCGAAAAGAUGACAGAAGAGAGAAACCAACGCAUCGCUGCAGAAAACAGGGAGAAAGACCAGAAUAAGCGCAUGCAGAGGCAAAUGAGGGACAUAAAGGAAGAAAUGGCAGAACUGUCCAAGAAGGAGGGUGAGGCAAGCCGCAAGAAGCACGAGCUGGAAAUGGACAUCGAGAGCUUAGAGGCGGCAAAUCAGAGCUUACAAGUGGACCUCAAGCUGGCCUUCAAGAGGAUAGGGGACCUGCAGGCUGCCAUUGAGGACGAGAUGGAGAGUGAUGACAAUGACGACUUAAUCAACAGUGGGGAGGACACAGAAACAGAUUCGGAGGUGGAGGACCGUGUGGAUGGAGUUAAGUCUUGGCUUUCGAAGAACAAAGGCUCCACCAAGACCCUGUCAGAUGAGGGAAGUCUAAAGAGCACCAGCCCUCCUGUGUACCGGAGACACCUGAGUCUUGGCAGAUCUGAUGAAGAGGAUGAGGUGGACAGAGACUCCAGCAGGCAGCCGCUGAGGCAGAGCGACAGCGAAGGCUUAUUGGCAGAGAGCUCGUCGUAACACACAGCCAGGCAACUUGAUCCUUCUGACAGCAAUCACACAGGAGGGACGCGAUUCUUUCCCUCUGGCUUUAUUACCACGUUCAGUCAGCAGAGACAUGCGAAGAGCGCUCUUUUUAGCCUGGACACUUCAUCAUACUUUACUUAUAUGGUGCACCCAUUCGCAUCCUGGAGUGAUUUUUGCUUCUGAACUGGGCUUCAUCUUUUAAGUUUUAUUUGAUGCAACAUAUUAAAAAGUCAGUCACAUAGAACAGUAAAGUUCAGCACUAUCACAAGACCUUUCUGCCGCUGCUUUAUUUGUAGAAGCUGCUUUUCAGGCAAAUUUAAGCACCCCUCUGCACUCUCCUCUGACUAUUCAGAUAGCUCUGCCAAGAGGAUUUAGAUAAGCCUGCUGUGGCUGGACUUAUUCAGGAAGGUCUGACCAACUAUUAAGAUUAUUCUUAUCUCUUCCCCAUUAGCGUGGACUACUGAGAUGGGAGGAAUUAACCUAUUUUAAAUUGAUUAUCUUGCUGUAAGUUUACAUGUGGCUGUUGUUGUAAGUUGAGAUCUUUAUCGUUUAAAAGAACUGAUGCCAGGUCACGAUUUAAAGUGAGGUCAUUUUUGGAAAUAAAUUAUACAUCUGAACUAAGCCGUUAGAUAUUUAAGGGUGACUCCUGGUUUAUAUUUCAAAUGCUGAGAAUGGAUUUAAAUUUUGAUCUAAAAGUGUAUAUAUAUAUAUAUAUAUAAAUAUCUAUUAAUAUAUGUGGAAUCAAAGGCUUUACAUGCUAUUGAAAUGAAAUAAGAUUUCUAAAGCUAGUAAGAGAAGUAUUUUAAGAUAAAGUUAAUGUCAUAUUUCUGUUUUGUUCUUAUCUUAAGUGGAGUGCAUGCCAGAAUGCUUUGAGUUGUCAUAUUUCUUCAAGUUCAAAGAGAACGCAUUUAUUUGCUGUUAUAAAGGCACUUUCCAUAGAGCUUUUUAGAUCUUGCAGAUUCUCCGAUACAGAAAUGAAAAAUGGUUUAUAAAGAAGCAUAAACACUUUGUAGUGUGUAUGACAAAUUAUAGCUCCUUUAAAUGUUGUAUCCUGCAAAAUAACCUUCUCACUUUUGGAUAUGCAGUAUAAUAAGACUCCUUUGAUGUUUCAGUUGCAGGAAUUGCUGCGUACAGUGCAGAUUGUCUUGAGUUGAGGGAUUUUUUUGGCCAUAUUGGUUCCAGCAGUAAAAGAAUUACAUAGUUUUUGGUACAGUAUGGUGUUGCUAUUUCAAGGUGCCAAAAUAUCAGCAUAUGGAGAUCAGAUGUCAGGUAACAAAUGUUUGCUUAUUAGCAAAGUUUGGUUCUGAACUAUUAGAGCAGCCUCAAAGUCAUAUGGUGAUGCAGAGUUGCAUAAAGAGAACCACUUUUUAAAGCAAUAAAAUGUUAGUUCUGUUACGGUCUAUUUUUCGGGGAGUAUUUUCGUUGUCAGAGCCUUAUUUAUUUCCACAUUUAGCCACCGGUGUUCUUUAACUGUACCUCUAAAAUACUGCCAAAAAUACCCAGAAAUUAAAGCCAGUCUGCUCUUAUUAUUCAGUAUUUUCGUGUAAUUUCAGACCCAAAGUAGUGAGACUGUAUUGCUCAUCAUCCAGACACAUAUGAAAGUCGCUGAAUAUUCUAUAAUUGGCCUUGGAGAAUGAUAAUGAUUUCCAGAGAUGAUUAUAACCUAAUGAAUUUUCAACUCUAUUUAAAAUAUUUUGAGGUAGAUUUGAAUAAGGACGCUUAUAUAUGUAUGUGCAUGUGAACUGUCUCUUCUCGUGCAAAGUGUCUGGGUUGCUAUUUGCAUAUCUGCUCACAAAAGGCUAAUCUGCAUUUCAUGUCUCAUUUUCUCAGUUUUUUUUUCUUUCCUCAGACAUGAAUAUUAAUGUGGAACACACAGAACUUUGAUGUCAGUGAUUCAGAAUAGAUGUGUUAAAUGAAAAAAAACCACACAUAUUGCAAGUUUCAUUGCCUCUAAGUUUGAUGCUUUGUACGUUUGUCCACUUCAUCAUAUCUUUUACAAUGCUUGUCUAUUUUCAUUACUGAGCACUUGUUAUAUGAGUGAUUUGGAGUUUGUCUUCUUUCUUUUUUUAGCAAAUAAAUGCAGCUGUUUGUUUACAGAA
Acanthochromis polyacanthus (spiny chromis) is the source of this 8466-nucleotide messenger RNA. RefSeq names its product unconventional myosin-XVIIIa. Gene Ontology annotation, molecular function: ATP binding; cytoskeletal motor activity; protein binding. Gene Ontology annotation, cellular component: myosin complex. Lineage: Eukaryota; Metazoa; Chordata; Actinopteri; Pomacentridae. The record is from RefSeq and is a predicted model, not a curated record.